Molecule: messenger RNA, 9709 nt
Organism: Ailuropoda melanoleuca (giant panda)
Lineage: Eukaryota; Metazoa; Chordata; Mammalia; Carnivora; Ursidae
Gene: UNC5D
Product: unc-5 netrin receptor D
Exons: 18
Coding region: 207-3182 (991 amino acids)
Biological process (GO): netrin-activated signaling pathway; axon guidance
Cellular component (GO): membrane
Molecular function (GO): netrin receptor activity; protein binding
Source: RefSeq, a predicted model, not a curated record
UGGCGGCUAUGGGGGCGCGUGCUGGCUCCCGGUGCCCGGCCAGCGGCGGCUCGGAGCGCCUUGCCCCGGGGCUGUAGGGAGCCGCCGUGGAUCGGUCACUCGCCGAAGACCUCCGGGACCCGCUCGUCUUGGCCUCCCGCUCGCCGUGCCUCUCCCGGGCGCCCGGGGCGUGGAAGAGGAGCCGGACUCCGAGCGGGGCGAGGAGCAUGGGGAGAGCGGCUGCCGCAGGAGGAGGCGCUGGAGGGGCGCGCGUGUGGCUCCCGUGGCUGGGGCUCUGCUUCUGGGCGGCGGGGGCUGCGGCUGCGGCUGCCCGAGGAACUGACAAUGGCGAAGCCCUCCCUGAGUCCAUCCCCUCAGCUCCUGGGACGCUGCCUCAUUUCAUAGAGGAGCCAGAUGAUGCUUAUAUCAUCAAGAGCAACCCCAUUGCACUGAGGUGCAAAGCGAGGCCAGCCAUGCAGAUAUUCUUCAAAUGCAAUGGCGAGUGGGUCCACCAAAAUGAGCAUGUUUCCGAGGAGAGUCUGGAUGAGAGUUCAGGCCUGAAGGUCCGGGAGGUGUUUAUCAACGUCACCAGGCAGCAGGUAGAGGACUUCCACGGGCCCGAGGACUACUGGUGCCAGUGUGUGGCGUGGAGCCACCUGGGGACCUCCAAAAGCAGGAAGGCCUCCGUGCGCAUAGCUUAUUUACGGAAAAACUUUGAGCAAGAUCCACAGGGAAGGGAGGUUCCCAUCGAAGGCAUGAUAGUGCUGCAUUGCCGACCGCCCGAGGGAGUCCCUGCGGCUGAGGUGGAAUGGCUGAAAAAUGAGGAGCCCAUCGACUCUGAGCAGGACGAGAACAUUGACACCAGGGCCGACCACAACCUCAUUAUCCGGCAGGCGCGGCUCUCAGACUCGGGCAAUUACACCUGCAUGGCAGCCAACAUCGUGGCCAAGAGGAGGAGCCUGUCAGCCACAGUGGUGGUUUAUGUGAAUGGAGGCUGGUCUUCCUGGACAGAGUGGUCAGCCUGCAAUGUUCGCUGUGGUAGAGGAUGGCAGAAACGUUCCCGGACCUGCACCAACCCAGCUCCUCUCAAUGGUGGGGCCUUUUGUGAGGGAAUGUCAGUGCAGAAAAUAACCUGCACUUCUCUUUGUCCUGUGGACGGGAGCUGGGAAGUGUGGAGCGAAUGGUCAGUCUGCAGCCCGGAGUGCGAGCAUCUGCGGAUGCGGGAGUGCACGGCCCCACCCCCGAGGAACGGGGGCAAGUUCUGUGAAGGGCUAAGCCAGGAAUCUGAAAACUGUACAGAUGGUCUCUGCAUUCUAGAUAAAAAACCUCUUCAUGAAAUAAAACCCCAAAGAUGGAGUAGGAGAGGCAUUGAGAACGCCAGCGACAUUGCUCUGUACUCGGGCUUGGGCGCUGCCGUGGUGGCCGUUGCAGUCCUGGUCAUCGGCGUCACCCUUUAUAGACGGAGCCAGAGUGACUAUGGCGUGGACGUCAUUGACUCUUCUGCAUUGACAGGUGGCUUCCAGACCUUCAACUUCAAAACGGUCCGUCAAGGUCAGCGGCGUAGGUCCCCCCAACAUCUCGUCCUCAGGACCAUAGAGACUACGCUCACACAGGACCCCCAGUGCUCUCCGGCCCUGUGUGAAGGUAACUCCCUGCUCCUGAAUUCCUCCAUGCAACCAGACCUCACGGUCAGCCGAACAUACAGCGGGCCCAUCUGCCUCCAGGACCCUCUGGACAAGGAACUCAUGACAGAGUCCUCACUCUUCAACCCUUUGUCCGACAUCAAAGUCAAAGUCCAGAGCUCAUUCAUGGUGUCCCUGGGCGUGUCUGAGAGAGCUGAGUACCACGGCAAGAAUCAUUCCGGGACUUUUCCCCACGGAAACAACCGCAGCUUUAGUACAAUACAUCCCAGAAAUAAAACACCCUACAUCCAGAAUCUCUCAUCACUCCCCACAAGGACAGAACUGAGGACCACUGGGGUCUUUGGCCACUUAGGAGGACGCUUGGUCAUGCCAAAUACAGGGGUGAGUUUGCUCAUACCGCAUGGCGCCAUCCCAGAAGAGAAUUCUUGGGAGAUCUAUAUGUCCAUCAACCAAGGUGAACCCAGCCUCCAGUCCGACGGGUCCGAGGUGCUCCUGAGUCCUGAAGUAACCUGUGGCCCCCCAGACAUGACCGUCACCACUCCCUUUGCAUUGACCAUACCACACUGUGCGGACGUCAGCUCUGAGCACUGGAACAUCCAUUUAAAGAAGAGGACGCAGCAGGGCAAGUGGGAGGAAGUGAUGUCAGUGGAGGAUGAAUCUACGUCCUGUUACUGCCUUUUGGACCCCUUUGCAUGUCACGUGCUCCUCGACAGCUUCGGGACAUAUGCCCUCACUGGAGAACCAGUCACAGACUGUGCCGUGAAGCAGCUCAAGGUGGCGGUUUUCGGCUGCAUGUCCUGUAACUCUCUGGAUUACAACCUGAGAGUCUACUGUGUGGACAAUACGCCUUGGGCAUUUCAGGAAGUGGUUUCAGAUGAAAGGCACCAAGGUGGACAGCUACUGGAAGAGCCAAAGUUGCUGCAUUUCAAAGGGAACACCUUCAGUCUUCAGAUCUCCGUCCUUGAUAUCCCCCCAUUCCUCUGGAGAAUUAAACCAUUCACUGCAUGCCAGGAAGUCCCAUUUGCCCGCGUGUGGUGCAGUAACAGGCAGCCCCUGCACUGUGCCUUCUCCCUGGAGCGCUACACGCCCACCACCACCCAGCUGUCCUGCAAAAUCUGCAUCCGGCAGCUCAAAGGCCAUGAACAGAUCCUCCAAGUGCAGACAUCCAUCCUGGAGAGUGAAAGAGAAACCAUCACGUUCUUUGCACAAGAGGAUAGCACUUUCCCUGCACAGACUGGCCCCAAAGCCUUCAAAAUCCCUUACUCCAUCAGACAGCGGAUUUGUGCCACCUUCGAUACCCCCAAUGCCAAAGGCAAGGACUGGCAGAUGUUAGCACAGAAAAACAGCAUCAACAGGAAUUUGUCUUAUUUUGCUACACAAAGUAGUCCAUCUGCUGUCAUUCUGAACCUGUGGGAAGCUCGUCAUCAGCACGAUGGUAACCUUGACUCCCUGGCCUGUGCCCUUGAAGAGAUCGGGAGGACACACACGAAACUCUCAAACAUUACGGAAUCCCAGCUCGAUGAAGCCGACUUCAACUACAGCAGGCAAAACGGACUCUAGUCCGCGAUCGCUCACGAUACAGUGACGGCCAGCUUCGGGACGUUUGCUUUAAAUGGGAAAGAGGCAGCUUUCUGCCCAGUGGCAUUUGGAAAAUUCAGCCUUCAUUUACAAUCAGUGCGAAUCCCUGGUUGCAGAAACUGAAUUUUAUAUAGGUAUGAUAUGUUCAUAGGGAAAAGGAAAAGCUCUCUUAAAUAUAAGAAGGCUCUGCUGUCUCGUCUGAAUCCACACUCGGGUUAACACUUGAUGAACUUUCUCAGCUUUGGAGUGGGGAGGAUAAAAGCGAGGGCGUAGCUAGAGAAAAGUAACUGGGGGGGGGGGGAAGAUGAGCUACGAUUAAGCCAGGAAGACAGAGCUUGAAUCGUGCAUGUUUUGAAACAGGUUUUUAAUGAGGUGCCCCAAAGGGCCAGCUGAUCCUGGUACCAGAUUGUCAGCUUUGUCUACCAACUGGCAUCCGUGAUGUCAGCAAUCACUGUAAAACCGGCUUUGCGAAGGGAGACGGGGUUGCCAACCCAUUUGUAGGACUUUGGUAAUGUCAAGGAGAGCGUUUAGAAUCUAGACUCCGAGUCCAUCACACCAGCACCGAUUCCCCAUUUCUCCUAGCCACUUCACGGAAACGAGAGGAGAAGGUAAGAUGGACCACAAACUGGUUCUUGCCGUGUACGCCACCUUCAUUUUCUCCCUGAGACAAAUCUACCCACCUUCUUUAUCCCCCUUCCUUACCCGGUUUCAGAGCAUAAUUAAACUUCUCAAUAUGGAAAUUUACUUUUUGUAAUUUGACAAAACAGAACCCUCUGUUCCCAGCUAAACCACUCGAAUUGCAGAGUGCAAUUAGAACAUAGCUCGACGUGUGUUUGGAAGGGGGUGGUCAAAUCAAGCCCAGGGAAAGAUAGGGGCUGCAGUUGCCACAGGGCUCAGAUAAGCUGUAAUUCUAGGUUGGAGGGAUUGACCCAGUCUCUAAACGUUGUAAGGGGAUGAGGGGUUCUGCUGUACUCUUCAAUUCAGGUUCUUAAAACUUUCUAGCCUCUUGGUACUAUGUUAUCACAAAAUCUCUCCGUAGGGCUAUAGGGCAUCCUCCUUUUGCCUCUUGGAAAAUUAGCAGACAGUCUUUGGUCUAAAUGAUAGGAGUAAAUAGAUGUGAGGAAUAGGUCUACCACAGCGUCGCAGAAACACAUGGAUUGUUCAGGAAGCUUUCAAGCUCUGAUUACUCAACCUCGCCCAGUAUGCUUUCUCUACAGGACCAUGAACAUAGGACUAUUGCUUUAAGAUUCUAUUUUUUAAAAAAGGCAAUGAUAUUGUGGAGAACUGAAGUCCACAGAGAAUUCGUGAACCCCAUCUUAACAUUUUAGUCCAUCUUUUAUCCUAUUAAAUCAUUUUUGACAAGAUGUCCUGAUAGACUAAAGAUGAACAGAUCUGUUCCUCAUCUUCCAGUGGAUAUUUUAAUUAGCUGUGCACAAUCAGGACAAGCAAGGUCGAGGACCUAGAUUAACUACAAGGCCGAGCAGCUACUUAGAGGUGGGCUACAUUAGAAUAAAAUAUAGUCAGGGAUGGCGGAGUUGGGGAGUACUUGGCAAUGGGGAUAUGGUCAAUUUUUUUAAAAAAUGUGUUUGUAAGUCCUGUUUAAAAAUAAAUGUAAGUCUCCACCAAAGUAAAAAAGACCUAGAAAUAGGUGGAAUUUAUGAUACCAUGGGUAAGGCAUUAAGAACUCCUGAAUGUGUUAGCCAUUUUCUCUAACGUGUGGUAUAUAUGGUCCCCUGUAUUGGAUGGAAGGCUUUGCUACAUGAAAUUCAAAAGCAUCUUGCUUUUCUCAGGAACCAAAGGCAUAUUAUAUAGAACAAACAGAUCCUCUUAGAACUGCUGAGCACAUUUUCAAAAUACCAUCUUUAGAUCACUCUAGAUCAGGAAAAGACUUCUUUUGCUAACGUCUCUACUUGUUUAUUCCUUCUGGGGAAUAAGGAAGAGAAGGCAUGAGAGGGUAAAUCAUCUGACACCCUUGAUAACACUUCUGGAAGAGCAAGGAGUUGAAGCAUAUGGUUAGUCACCCAAAAUAAACUAGACAGUUGAUUGGCCCGGUGAUAUACAGACAGCAUGUGGAUUGACUGCUUAAUAAUAACUUGUAGAAACAUUAUAGAGCACUUUUGUCAGUUUCCAUCUUGGAUUUUUGUUUUAAAACCAUCCUACCCUUUUUUCCUCUUCCCUUCUAAUUGGCCUUAUCAUUGCGUAAUAUAUUCCGUGAAUCCACGCAGAUCCUUUUUAGAUCUGAUACAUUUUUUUUAUAUUUUAAAUGGAAUAUUUUAAUUUUUUCCCUAGAAUCUAGAUUAUUUUAAGAUAAGAGAUUACCAUCAAUCCCUCAACAUCUAGAAUUUCCUUCCGUGGACUUUUUUUUUUUUUUUUUUUUUGAGCUGGGUUUUUGUAAAUGCAUGUGGGCAUCGUACCAUAUUGAACAACAAAGGAAGCAAAUUAAUAGGAUUCACCUCUGACUUCAGCCUAAGGUUCAAAUCCACUUUCCAUCCAUUUUGCUCCCUCUUUUCAUUUCUCUUACUUAUUUCUGCUAGAAUUCUACAUGGAGUUCUACAGAAAUGUAUGAAAUUCUGUGGCCGUUGCAUGUCAAGACCGUAUUUCAAUAGAAUUCCAAAGAGAACCCAUGUUUGUGAGAUGUACAGAUACGGUUGGGGGGUAGGGGUGUCAGGGAGCAGUGGAAAUCACAGAUCAGAUAGACUUCACUGACACUUGAACCUUUGGUGACUCGCUAGGACCUAAACCCUUGUUCCAUUUUAAUGUUUUCCCAUUCCAACACAAAUGCCCCUCUAGAAAGAGAUUUGCUUCUCAGUACAAGUGUUUACCUUAGAAGUCUUCUUGUCCUAGUAUAAAAGGAAGCAAGACAUUGAAAGUGGGCUGUAAUACUUGGUAGGUUACUUAAAGAGGGUUGUUUUUUGUUUUGUUUUUUUUACAAAAUAUCCCACUUACUGCCAAAUCUUUCAGUCCUCAAAGGCAUUUAAGUCUAACGGUCAUGCUUUAAACAGGACUUCAAAUUAUGCCACCAAAAUGGUGCAUUUCGCAGCUGUACCAGACUGCCACCACAUCAUAAAGCUAAUUUACAGUUUUUACAACAUUACUUGUGCAGUCUUACUGGUUUACAUUAAAAUCCUUUAAGCCGAAAGGAAGCUCACUCUGCAGAUUUAAAUGCAAACUUCAUUUACCGGUGCAGAGAGUCUCGUAAAACUCAGAUGUACUCCCACAAAAAUUUUAUUGGCCUUUUUGUAAGAGAUGAAUAGGAAUUGACACAAUUCUUUUUAAAGAGGGGAAAUUUUCUCUCUUUUUAUUAUUUUUAUCUCCAGCUGCAGGUGUUCUCCAGUGCCAUGGUCCCUAUGUUUUUCUUUCAGUUGACUUUGAGAGGGGUUAUUAAGUCAGAUGACGGAAACAGGGUUCUCUUUGGAUGAAAAGUUCUGGAAUGUAUUGCAUCUCUUUUCCUUGAGAAGAAUGUUCAACAUCACAAUUGAUAAGCAAAGGUGGAAUAUGAAAAUGGUAUACAGAUCUUCCUUGACUUAUGAUGGGGUCAUGUUCCCAUAAACCCAUCAUAAGUUGAAAAUAUCCUAAGUCGAAAAUACACUUACCAUGUCUAAUAUGCCCAACACCAGAGCUUAGCCUAGCCUAACUCAAACGUGCUCAGGCCACGGACAUGAGCCUCCAGUUGGGCAAAAUCAUCUAACACAAAGCCUAGUUUAUGAUGAAGUAUUGAAAAUCUCAUGUAAUGAUUCGAAUACUGUACUGAACGUGAACAACAGAACGGUUGCCAGUGUAUUGGUUUUUACCCUUGUGACGUUGUGCCUGAUGGUGGGGGAGGAGGGGCCGUGGCUGCCCCCUGCCCAGCCAGCGUCAUGAGAAGGUCAGCCCAGGUAUCGCUAGCCCAGGAAAAGAUCUAGAUUCAGAAUUGCUAGUACAGUUUCUCCUGAACGCCUGUCACCUUCGUACCAUCGUAACGUCAGAAAGUUGUCAGUCGAACCGCCCUAAGUCGGGGACCAUCUGUAAUUGGUUUAGAUCGUAUUCUCCACUUGCCAAACUUCUGGCAAAAUUGACUUGUGGAUUUCAAAAUGUUAGAAGACCUUUUCAUGUGCUUGUUUUUCCUUUCUGCCAUUUUCGCUGCAACUUCUUAGUCCUUCUGUAAAGGUGUGGAAUACUAACUAGCAGACGUGGGGAAGGUGACGUUCCCUCAGAGGUCUUUGUCCCAGAUCUGUGAAGGUCUCAGGAACCGGAAGGAGCUGGAAAACAUGCUUCUUAUGGUCCAUCGUGUGGCCCAUUUCCAUUACCUUUCCUCAUGAAACAUUGCAGAGUUCUGAAUCCUGGCACCUCCCAUUGACUGGACUAGGGGGUCACGUCCACAGCAAAUGGGAGAGCAAAUGUUGUCCUACAGGUAGUGACAAAAUGUUCUUAGCUCUUCGGUGUUAGCUGCCAUAGUGCUGUAUUUGAAAAAACAAUGCUUUAGCCAAAAGCUGAACGGCCACCCUCUUCCGCAGCUUCCACUGUUCUGUCUGCAUAGAAUUUUCCUGAACUCCAAGCAAAAAUGUAUUUUGUCAAAUGUCACAAAGUGAAAAUGUUGCUAAUCUUAGAUGUGUUACAUAUUUUGUGUUUUUACUCUCCAUACUCUUUCAGAAGCUGCAGUUAUAAAGCUGUUUGGCUGUAUUGACAGCAUGUGGUGUUCUUUGCAAAAGCAAUUCUAGGAGAGCCAGCGUCUAUCACGGACUCCUCACAUCCCCACUCCAGGGUCGUCAGCAAAAAGCGAGAAAAAAAAAAAAAAAGGCAAUUUGUGUGCUGUGUUUUUUCAAAAGAUAAAAAGGGGAUGGAAAUUAGACCUGGCCGUUAGUCACUAGUGUGUAGUACUGUGAUCUGAAGUAGGAAAUUUAACUCACAUAGAAUAAUUGUGGUGUUUGAAGCAGCUACUUUGCUUUUUUCCUUUUGCUGUGAAGAUCACGGAUUUUGGAAUGUCCUCACAAGGUGGGCCUAAGACGGUGACUGCGAGCUUCAUGUCUCAGUGCCACCCUCCAUCUGAACCCAAAGAUUAAAAAGGCAGUAAGCUUCAUGUUUAGGCCUAAGCUUAAGAAUAUCCUCCCCCCCACAACCCCUAAGACUGAGUUGGGCAGAGGCUACAUCCUCUUUUCCAAAAAGGUACAGCCUUGAAUUAUAAAAUGGAUCACGAAAUGUGGCAAUGUAACCCUCUGCAUGAGUGGAAAAGUGUGUCAAGUACUUUUACAAAAGGCAUGAUUAUGACAAAAAUGUCCUUUUGCCUCCAAUCUUGCUAACCCCAAAGAGUAUUUCACUAUUGCAAGCAUUAUUUACAUACAAAUUCCAAAACGGGAUAAAUUCUACAAGUCCCUUAAAAUUAAAGAGAUGCGGGAGGUAGAGAUUUAACUAUGGUUCUGUCGAAUCAUGGGAAGAUGAUAUUUUAAGGGAAUUUGUAAGCAGAAUAUCUUGCCUUAUGACACCCAUUACAAUCAGAAAUACAUCUAGUAAUUCCAAAAUCCUUCCGUUAGGAGCCCUGGUGAGACUGAAGUAAGAUCACCCCUUAGCAGGAAGCUCUGAUCUAAGCCUCAUCAGAGUGUAGCUUAAAAAUGUCAAUCAGAAACACUCUCUAUGGCCCAGCCUAGAUUAUGAAGGUCCUUCCCAUUCAACACGUCUCUAUAAGAAGGUGAAAAAAAAAAAAAAACAACAACUCAGUGUGCGAAUUUUCUGGUCAGGAAAACAAUUUUCUCCUUUUCCAAAUUGGAAUCAAGAUGGAUUUUAAAUUUCUCAUUCUUCAGACGUGUUUCUAAUUGGUACGCAUAAUUGAUACAGUCCGUGUCGCCCUAGAAAUAGCGUGAAUAUAAGCAGUUACAGGAAAACUGGCUUAUUCUCCUGACCCGAACUCAAAAGAUCUGAGUAAUUGUUUACCUCCAUUUCUGUGCGGAAGAAUUUUAAAACAGAUUUCAUUUUGUUCUGUUUAUUUUGGGAAGGUGCGUGGGGGGGGGUGGUUUUUUCGUGAUUCAUAUCUCCAACCCAUACCACUCUCGACUUUUAUUUGAUGUGUUCAAAGCCGGAAAAAAAGAAAAAAAAAAAAAAAGCAGAACUGAACACUUAAUUUGACAUGAAGCUGAAGGAGGGAGCAAGCCAGAGGAGAGUUUGAAUAAAGCAUGGCCUUGGCUUCAUACCACACUUUUUGUGCCUUGUAUUAUCAAUGUAAAUUCUGAAUGUUGUAUAGUAAAUACUUGGAUGGACUUCUUAGAAAAGGCUGCACUGGCUUCUUUUUCAGCACAUGUACAUAUCUAUAAAUAUAUAUACAUAUAUAUUUGGUAAUGCCAAACAGCUGUGUUAUAUUGUACUGAACAAAAUGGACCGUUUGGAUGUUUUAUGUAGAGUUUGCAAAAAAACAAAAAAAACCAAAAAAACAAAAAACAACAAAAAAACAAAACUGGAUGGUUACAGACUUUUCAAGAUAAAUGUACAGACGUAAAUUACUGCAUAUCAGUUAUUUAUGAAUAAAGAGUCUUUUAUUGACA